This is a messenger RNA of Dendronephthya gigantea, 1064 nucleotides long. RefSeq lists its product as uncharacterized. NCBI's taxonomy places the organism in Eukaryota, Metazoa, Cnidaria, Anthozoa, Malacalcyonacea, Nephtheidae. The record is from RefSeq and is a predicted model, not a curated record. The transcript has 5 exons. Bases 568 to 984 code for a protein of 138 amino acids.
UCUGUUAAAAAUUUUAUUUACUAAUUAACCACUUAGUUUAUUAAAAUAUAAUUGUGCCCUUUAAAUUAAAUCCAAUCAUCAUUCUAAAUCUGUUGUUUUUUUUAGGUUGCUGACCAAAGUAACAGUCUGGAUGAACUGAAAUUAGUGUGCAAGGAGUGCAAAGUACUGAAGCCUGUCCAAAAAGUGAUUUCUUCAUUUCUUGGAUGUAAAUGGGAAUUGCUUAGUGCAAAAUUGGGAGAGAAAGUCAGCGUUGACCAGUUAAGGAAAUUUACAGGAAAAGAUGAAACCAACCUUAUUUUCAGACAAAACUUGGAAUAUCUGCAAAAGAGUCUGACCAUCGAGGAAUCAGACCAGCCACUAGUUGUAUCACCCAAUGUAUUUCUGAUGGACCAGGGAACAAGCGGCGUUGUCCACAUGUGUGUUGACCCACUGGGACUGCAGCAAGGGGUCAUACGGGCAAGAAAAAGGAUUUUCAUUAGCCUUAUGUAAGCUUUCACCACAUCAGGUUUGCUGGACCUAGUGGACCGUUUAAAUUUUGGUGUGUGCCACAUUUUCAACGUAGCAAUAAUGGGGGAUAUCCAUCAAUUAAUGGAAAUAAAAAAAUGGAUCGAGGAACACCGUGGAAUCUGCGAACUUGGUUUCGCAUGUGCUAAAGGAGUUAAACCAUCAGGUCCUAGCCUUGGUAUGGUACGGGCUGUAGAGGGGUUUCUCCUCUACCAUGCGGCGCCUGGGCAACGGCUGCUGCAAGAUCAUUUUAAUUUCACUGCCUGCACUGAGAAUUUUAUUAUUGUAAGUCAAGAGCACAAGGAGUUGGAGGUGUGGCAUUCUGUAGUUGAAAUGUUCAGUAGACCAGGCGAUUGGAUUCUUGACGUGAAUACGCCACAAGUUGCUGGAGCUGCUGCAGCCAUGAAGGAAGGCAGGAAUGUUUUAUGCUUAACACCAAAUGAAGAAGAGGCAAGAAACGUAUUGCGCAAAAUUUUGUGAUUUGAAAAACUAAUUAUAUAAUUCUAUAUACAUGAUUCUUUGCAUUUGACUUUAGUAUUUUGGUUGUGAUGUGAAGGUCU